AUGGACGGUAAUUCAUCUUCUAGGGACUUAUCCUUCGAUGGAAUUGGAGAUUCUUUUGAGGAGCUUGAUAAUUCAUUGGAUAAUGCCUUGAACAGCGCAUCCAAUAACUUGUUUAAAUAUACUAAUAACAGCGGGAAUUCACGACAAAAUUCCCAAGGGUCAGUGGGAGCUAUUCCUUUGAUGAACAUGAUGCCUGAUAGUGAUGAACUUUUAGACCAAGAUAGACAACAAGCGCGGUCACUAGAACAGAAUGACAGUUCACCUUUAAUAGCUGGAUCGACAUACGGUUAUCACAACCGAUCUACCUCUUCCACGAGUAUUUCAUUGAAUUUAGGAGAGAAUACUUUUGCGAAACGUUUCAAAAGACUUUUCAAAACGCUUUUAGGAAACUUUCAUAGCGCAGAACUGGAAUUAAGGAAAGAGAGGCUAAAGAAGGGAGGUGCAACUGAUUACAGAAAUAGUGUUUCCCACAGAAGAAGAGGUAGUACUUCAUCAGAAAGGUAUAUUUCCCCAAAAAAUGGUGCAGCAAUUUCAUCUAAAAUCUAUCCUGACAACGCAAUAUCCAAUGCAAAAUAUAAUCCCAUAACUUUUGUGCCUGUGGUGCUAUACGAACAAUUCAAGUUUUUCUUUAAUUUAUACUUUUUGUUGGUUGCUUUAUCUCAGAUAGUUCCCCAGUUGAGGAUAGGGUAUUUGUCAUCUUAUAUUGUACCUCUUGCUUUUGUCUUGAGUGUUACUAUGUUAAAAGAAGCUAACGAUGAUCUUCAAAGACGGCGCCGUGAUAAGGAACAAAAUAGCGAACAGUAUGAAGUUCUCAACCGCUCAUCCUCAAUUGGGCAAGAAUCAUCCCUUAUAUCGUCGAAAGAUUUAAGAGUCGGUGAUCUCAUAAAAAUUAGUAAAGAUAGCAGGGUGCCUGCAGACAUGAUAUUAUUACAAUCUUCGGAAAAGGGUGGUAGUGGUGAAGCAUUCAUUAAGACAGAUCAGUUGGAUGGUGAGACUGAUUGGAAGUUGAGGGUUGCUUGUAAUGUGACUCAAUCAAUUCUGAAUUUAACUGACUUGGUUAACAACAUUUCCCUAAUAGUAGGAAAUCCUACAAAAUCAAUUCAUCAAUUCAAUGGUAGGCUCAUCUACCAUCCUAAUAGACAUACGGGCUCUUCAUCAUCGUCCCCUAGUAAUCAAACAUUUGCCUUGACCGUUGAUCAAACUUUGUGGGCCAACACAGUAUUAGCUUCAGGGCCCGUGAUUGGCAUUGUCAUUUACACGGGGGUGGAAACCAGGCAGCUGUUGAAUACAACAACAAGUAGAGUUAAAACCGGACUAUUGGAACUAGAAAUUAACGGACUUUCGAAGAUUUUGUGCCUUGUUGUCUUUUUACUCUCUGUUGCAUUAGUCCUAGCCCACGGAUUUCCUCUUAAGUCAACGUGGUAUAUUGACAUCAUGCGUUUUUUGAUCUUGUUUUCAACAAUAAUACCUGUUUCGUUGAGAGUUAAUUUGGAUUUAGCGAAGUCCGUAUACGCAUCUCAAAUUCAAAAAGACAAAGAUAUUCCAAAUACCGUUGUAAGAACCUCGACAAUUCCCGAGGAUUUAGGUCGAAUUGAAUACUUGUUAACAGAUAAGACAGGAACAUUAACACAGAAUGAUAUGGAAAUGAAAAAAUUGCAUUUGGGAACUGUAAGUUACGCUGGAGACACAUUAGACAUAGUUUCAGAAUAUGUCAAUAGCCUUUCUCCGUUAAUUGAUGGCCUCAAGAAGAAGGAUUUGGGAGCAAAGGUGUGCGAUAUAGUGCUAACCUUAGCUUUAUGCCAUAAUGUUACUCCGACUUAUGACAACGAAGAUGAUCUUACAUCAGUAUCCUACCAAGCAGCCUCGCCAGAUGAAAUCGCAAUAGUUAAAUUUACGGAGCUGGUUGGUCUUAAGCUUUUCAAAAGAGAUAGGCAUUCAAUUACUUUGCUUCACAUUUCAAACAACCAGGAGUUGAAAUUUGAAAUUUUAUAUAACUUUCCUUUUAACUCAGAUACCAAAAGAAUGGGUAUUAUAGUCAAAGAUAUGCAACGUGAUGAAAUAUGGUUCUUGGAGAAGGGCGCAGACACAGUCAUGGCUAAAAUUGUUAACGUAAAUGAUUGGCUAGACGAAGAAACAAGCAAUAUGGCUCGUGAGGGAUUAAGAACCUUAGUUAUAGGACGGAAAAAAUUAAGCAAAAGCUUAUACGAAGAGUUUGUUAAAAGCUAUGGUGAAGCUUCAUUAGCAAUGCACGAUAGAGACCAACUAACACAGAGAGCAAUAGGUCACUAUUUGGAGCAAGAGUUAGAGCUUUUAGGAUUGACGGGAGUUGAGGAUAAGCUACAAAAAGACGUUAAGACGUCAAUUGAAUUGCUAAGGAAUGCAGGAGUCAAGAUAUGGAUGUUAACGGGUGAUAAAGUCGAGACCGCUAAAUGUGUCUCGAUUAGUGCUAGAUUGAUCUCUAGGGGACAAUAUGUUCAUCAAAUUACAAAGGUCGGACAUCCAGAAAUAGCUUUGAGUCAUUUGGAUUACCUCAAGAACAAUCACAAUGCGUGUUUAUUGAUUGAUGGGGAGUCACUAGGCACCUACAUGAAGCACUUUCGUCGAGAAUUUUUUAGUACUGCAAUCAACUUGCCCGCCGUGAUUGCUUGUAGAUGUUCUCCUCAACAAAAAGCUGACGUUGCUUUAAUAAUUAGGGACUUUACAGGUAAAAGGGUUUGCUGUAUUGGUGAUGGAGGUAAUGACGUUAGCAUGAUUCAGUGCGCUGAUGUUGGUGUUGGUAUCGUUGGUAAAGAGGGUAAGCAAGCAUCUUUAGCAGCGGAUUUCAGCAUUGACCAAUUUUGUUAUCUCCUGAAAUUAUUGCUCUGGCAUGGUAGAAACUCCUAUAAACGAUCAGCUAAAUUGGGACAAUUUAUAAUCCACAGGGGCUUAUUGAUAUCUGUCGCGCAAGCUGUGUAUUCGAUUUCAUCCAAGUUCGAACCUUUGGCAUUAUACCAAGGCUGGCUCAUGGUUGGAUACUCAACCGUCUAUACUAUGGCCCCUGUGUUCUCUUUGACUUUGGAUUGCGAUGUCGAUGAACACCUAACUAGACUAUACCCUGAGCUUUAUAGGGAGUUGACAUUAGGAAGAUCAUUAUCUUACUGGUCUUUCUUCUUAUGGGUUGCAGCUUCAUUGUAUCAAGGCAGCGUUAUACAAUUACUAGCUCAACGAUUUCAAUCGUUGUCAACUGAAAGUUUCUUGCCAAUGGUAUCCCUAUCUUUCUCCAACCUUAUAUACAAUGAACUUUUCAUGGUUGCAUUAUCUAUAAACAGAUGGAACAAGAUUAUGGCUAGCACUAUAAUAGUCACGUUUUUGAUAUACGUCAUAUCAGUUCCAUUCUUGUCGGAUUAUUUUGAUCUUGAUUACAUAGCUUCUGUCAGUUACAUACUUCAGGUGGUUAUCAGUUUAGCAGUCAGUCUAGUUCCUGUUUGGAUGCUUCAGUUCCUUAGCAGGAAGCUUCGUCCUCCGAGUUACGCCAAAGUCCAGCAACAUUGA
Messenger RNA from Priceomyces carsonii, 3531 nucleotides. RefSeq names its product putative aminophospholipid-translocating P4-type ATPase. The record is from RefSeq and is a predicted model, not a curated record. Gene Ontology annotation, biological process: phospholipid translocation; endocytosis; retrograde vesicle-mediated transport, Golgi to endoplasmic reticulum. Gene Ontology annotation, cellular component: plasma membrane; trans-Golgi network; endosome. The coding region runs from base 1 to 3531 and encodes 1176 amino acids. Lineage: Eukaryota; Fungi; Ascomycota; Pichiomycetes; Serinales; Debaryomycetaceae. The transcript has a single exon. Gene Ontology annotation, molecular function: magnesium ion binding; ATP hydrolysis activity; ATP binding.